Molecule: messenger RNA, 903 nt
Organism: Aphanomyces astaci
Lineage: Eukaryota; Oomycota; Saprolegniomycetes; Saprolegniales; Verrucalvaceae
Exons: 3
Coding region: 23-565 (180 amino acids)
Biological process (GO): methylation
Cellular component (GO): eRF1 methyltransferase complex
Molecular function (GO): protein methyltransferase activity; S-adenosylmethionine-dependent methyltransferase activity; nucleic acid binding
Source: RefSeq, a predicted model, not a curated record
CUCGGAUUGUGUUGUUGGCACCAUGGCCGAGCCAGCAGUCGUCCCGACGACACAAGACGUCCUUGGGGAUGUAUAUGAGCCAGCGGAGGACACAUACUUGUUCCUGGACGCGCUGCAGGACGAGAAGGACUUCCUCGUGGCCUUGCAUCCACGGAUGAUGCUCGAGCUUGGUCCUGGUUCGGGUGUCGUCGGCGUCUUCGCAACCAACCAACUCGCCGCGGCAGGAGUCGUGGACACAGUCCUCUUCGCCGUCGACAUCAACGAACAGGCCACCGCGUGCACGAAGAACACCGCGAUGCUCAAUGGUGUGUCUCGCAUCGAGAUCCUCCGCAUGGAUUUGCUGACUCAAGCGCGGCUUCACCACCAAGUGGACGUCCUCCUCUUCAAUCCUCCGUACGUGCCCACGCCGUCAGAAGAAGUCGGUUCCAUUGGCAUUGAAGCGGCGUGGGCUGGCGGCCGACACGGACGUGAAGUCAUCGACCGCGUGCUUCCCAUCGUCCAUGUACUGUUAUGCCAGCUCGAUUCUUCAUUCCGAUGUUUGGGUGUAGACAAUCUUAUCGCCUGAGGGGGUGUUUUACAUGGUCGUGGUGGCGGAAAACAAACCCCACGACAUUGCGCGCAUCAUGGAAACGCAAGGCUUCCACAUGGAGACCAUUCGAUCUCGAAAAGCAUUCAACGAACGACUGUCUAUCGUCAAGUUUACUCGCCGCCCGCCACCACAAUGAAGUGUGCUCAUGACAUUGAAUACUAGUAGUACUACAGUAGUAUUAACAGAAAGAAAUAAAUGUAGCGAAACAAUAGGCAGAAUCAACCAACUGUACUAGAUGUGUCGUACACGCACAUAAGUCACUCAGAGUAGGUGACGAAUACACUGGUUAUGGACGACCAUAAGACAGUAAAAGA